Messenger RNA from Hansenula ciferrii, 603 nucleotides. It is a transcript of the gene ISA2, whose product is annotated as Isa2p. Bases 1 to 603 code for a protein of 200 amino acids. Gene Ontology annotation, molecular function: iron ion binding; 4 iron, 4 sulfur cluster binding; 2 iron, 2 sulfur cluster binding. The transcript has a single exon. The record is from RefSeq and is a predicted model, not a curated record. Gene Ontology annotation, biological process: iron-sulfur cluster assembly. Gene Ontology annotation, cellular component: mitochondrion. NCBI's taxonomy places the organism in Eukaryota, Fungi, Ascomycota, Saccharomycetes, Phaffomycetales, Wickerhamomycetaceae.
AUGCUAGUGACAAGAGUAUUACCAAGAGUUACAAGACAAGCAAGUCAAACAAUACUGAGAAGCUCUACAGCUGUGCUCUAUCCAACACAUCUUUUCCAAAAAUAUUCAACAUCAAAUGUAACAAAUGAAGUUACAAACAAAAGAGCUCCAACAUCAUUAGGUAACACAACAAGAAGUUUUUUGAAUCAAGAUGCUCCAGCUAAAAUGAACAUAAUCAAUAAGAAAUACACAGAUGAAGGGAAACUACUCUCUAUGGAUUUAACAGAUCGUGCAGUGGAAAGAUUACAACAAAUUGUUAAAGAAGAAUCAAAUCCAGAAGUUGCACUUAGAGUGAAUGUUGAAAGUGGUGGUUGUCAUGGAUUUCAAUAUAACUUACAAUUAUCUGAUACAACAACCAAGACUGAAGAUGAUUGUAUAUUUGAAAAAAAUGGAGCAAAAUUAAUCAUUGAUGAAAGUUCUUUAAAUAUUUUGAGAGAAAGUAAAAUUGAUUAUACCAAAGAAUUGAUUGGUAGUAUGUUUAAAGUUGUUGAUAGUCCUUAUACCACUUCAAGUUGUGGAUGUGGUGGUAGUUUUGAUUUUGAUUUUUCUAAAUUGGAAGGUUGA